Lichtheimia ornata is the source of this 810-nucleotide messenger RNA. RefSeq lists its product as uncharacterized. NCBI's taxonomy places the organism in Eukaryota, Fungi, Mucoromycota, Mucoromycetes, Mucorales, Lichtheimiaceae. The transcript has 4 exons. The record is from RefSeq and is a predicted model, not a curated record. Bases 1 to 810 code for a protein of 269 amino acids.
AUGCGUGUUUUGGGCUGCAUUUUCAUUGUAUCUUACAGCGGUUUCGUUUCGGCCAUCCAGUCGUAUGUGAAUAUCAAUCAUCCCCAACGUACAUCAUCUCAACAUGUUGUCGCUUACUCCUUUUUUCCAACGACAGCCUUUUUCUCAUACAUGCCAUCCAAUGCUCCAUUUAUCAUCUUCGGCAUCGCCAAUAUGGUUCUCACCAUUGUAUCGUUGUUUGGUCUCCUAGCACUUUAUUUGGACGUGUACAAUUAUAUAUUGACUGUAUCACACGGCGUGGUAGUGGGCACAGCACUUGUUAUUGUUGAUGCCAUUAUCAAUACGAUCUUAUUUAUCACCAUGAGAGGGGACUAUAUUAAUUGGUGUAUCGAUUCUGCAUCAGGGCGGUUUAUUGACGCUACCCAAACCGGUGGUCUAGACACCAUGGCACAACAACAAGACUUUUACAAUUGUGAUCGAUCCUGGCAAGACGAGCUCAAAUUUGGCGUGCUUGCUUUGAUGAUGAUUGUUGGGUUUUAUGGAUAUUGGGCAAUGUGCUUUCGAUCCUUUCGUAUCAAACGAGCCGUUUAUUUGUCUCAUAUUAUGGGGGUAUCUAUUGAUCCACGUCAUGUUCCUCCACCUAUGGGACCUCAUCAUCCUCCUAUGGGUGGUCCUAUGGGUCCGAUGCGCGGCAUGCCACCACCACCUCCUCCUCCUCCACCUAUGAUGGAUCCCCGAUCUGCCGGUCAUCCACACGUCAUUGUCCUCAAUAACAUCAAGCCAUCCUCCCAUAGCACCAAAAAUGAUUCACCGCCACCUUACAGCAAAUAA